Molecule: messenger RNA, 2279 nt
Organism: Vigna angularis (adzuki bean)
Lineage: Eukaryota; Viridiplantae; Streptophyta; Magnoliopsida; Fabales; Fabaceae
Product: ubiquitin C-terminal hydrolase 22
Exons: 3
Coding region: 210-1997 (595 amino acids)
Biological process (GO): protein deubiquitination
Molecular function (GO): cysteine-type deubiquitinase activity; zinc ion binding
Source: RefSeq, a predicted model, not a curated record
UGUAUAAAAGAAUAACAGAAGAGAAGUAGGGAAGAAGAGUAGGCAGAAAGGAGUGAGCAGAAGGUGAAAUAGGGAGUGGAGUAUCGGCCCCCACACAGACAGGAAAGGAACCUCAUCAAUCUCAAUGCGUUACAACAAUCUCAUCCGUUCAUUCUCCCAUCCAUGAAUCUUAUGCCCUUCAAACUUAGGGUUACAGCAUUAUCAACGCCAUGUCCCCCAAGAUCAACGUUCAGAUUUCUCCCCAGCCCUGUCCCCACUUGGCCGAGUUCCGCCGCACCUCCACCAAGCCAUUUCUUGCUCUCCAUAGCUGCCUCCGGAUCAAGCCUCCCGGUGGCCGUGCGGCUCUCCGCCGUGAUCCCGACGAGGUCCCCCGCUGCGGCGCCUGCGGCGCCUGCGGCCUCUCCUCCCCCUCCCGCCUAUAUGCCUGUGUCACCUGCGCCGCCGUCUCCUGCCACUCUACCUCCAACGCCGAAUCCUCCCAUGCCGCCGUUCACGCCGCCUCAAUGCCGCCUGGCCACCAGAUUGCCGUCGACGUCGACCGCGCCGAGCUCUUCUGCUGCGCGUGCCGCGACCAGGUCUACGAUCGCGACUUCGACGCCGCCGUGGUGAUCGCCCAGAUCGCCGCGUCAACUCUUGGAGCCGAUCCUCCGCCGGCGAUCCCCUCGUCUCAUCCUGAGAAUCUCCGGAAGAAACGGCGAGUGGAUUACCGGCCCUGGGCGCCGGAUCUGCGCGAGCGCGCUCUGAUCGGGAGCUGCUCUGCCCCGAUCGCCAGCGACGCUCCCGAUCCUUCGCAGGAUUUGCCGCGCGGUUUGCGCGGACUGAACAAUUUGGGAAAUACGUGCUUCAUGAACUCGGUGUUGCAAGCGCUGCUUCACACGCCGCCGUUGCGGAAUUACUUUUUGAGCGAUAGGCAUAAUCGGUUUUUCUGCCAGAAAAGGAACAACGGUGACGGAGACGGUGGUGCUGCUGGGAAGAGAAAUGGCGGCAAUAAUGGGAACAAGAAUGCGCGAAUAUGCUUAGCUUGCGAUAUGGAUGCUAUGUUCUCUGCUGUGUUUUCUGGAGAUCGCGUUCCCUACAGCCCCGCUAAGUUUUUGUACAGUUGGUGGCAGCACGCAGCCAACCUUGCCAGUUAUGAACAACAAGAUGCGCAUGAGUUCUUCAUUUCCAUGCUUGAUGGCAUCCAUGAGAAGGUGGAGAAGGGUCGGCGUAAGCCAGAUAGUGAAGGCAAUGGUGACUGCUGCAUUGCUCAUAAAGUAUUCUCUGGUAUUCUGCGAUCAGAUGUUACAUGUAUGGCCUGUGGUUUCACAUCAACUACUUACGACCCAUGCAUAGACAUCUCACUGGACUUGGAACCGAAUCAAGGGGUUUCUAAUAAAAUGGCUACUGCAACGUCAAAUCAUUCUUGCAAUGGUGAGGCUGAUUGCAUGAAUUCAAGCCAAUACUGUGGAACAUCUACCUUGACUGGAUGCUUGAAGAGAUUCACGAGAGCAGAGAGAUUGGGAGCUGACCAAAAAUUUUUCUGCCGGCAGUGUCAGGUGAGGCAAGAAACACUCAAACAGAUGUCAAUAAGGAAACUUCCCCUUGUUUCAUGCUUUCAUAUAAAAAGAUUUGAGCAUUCUUCAACAAGAAAGAUGUCCAGGAAAGUGGAUCGCUACCUACAGUUCCCAUUUUCACUGGACAUGUCACCGUAUCUCUCGUCAACAAUUUUAAGGAGUCGAUUUGGGAACAGGAUCUUUCCUUUUGAUGGGGAUGAGCCUGAUGCUUCAGAUGAGUUGUGUUCAGAGUUUGAGUUGUUUGCCGUUGUCACGCACACUGGUAAACUAGAUGCUGGCCAUUAUGUUACUUAUCUGCGAUUAAGCAAUCGAUGGUACAAGUGUGAUGAUGCUUGGAUUACUCAAGUUGAUGAGAACAUUGUCAGGGCUGCACAGUGUUACAUGAUGUUCUAUGUACAGAAGAUGCUUUACUAUAAAGCAACUGAUAAACAGGUCGCCUCAUGAUUCGAAUAAGAGAAGCUCCAAAUCAUUGAUAUGCCAUGGUUAAUAUCAAUUUUCAUUCCAAUGAUAUGCCAUGACUCAUACAUGAGGAAACAAGCAAAGGAAAAUAUAUUGCAUUCACAUCACAACUAGCGAAUAUGUCAUUUUCAGAGAUUAAUUUAUAGUUUCAAGUUGGAGCUAGAAACCAGCCAGAAUUUUUAAGGCACUCCAACUUUUUGGAAACUCUAAAAUUGUUUAUGCUCUUUCUUCCCGUGCUUUGAAAAUCAGUGGUUGGAGGGCUUUGCA